Chelmon rostratus (copperband butterflyfish) is the source of this 3376-nucleotide messenger RNA. It is a transcript of the gene mknk1, whose product is annotated as MAPK interacting serine/threonine kinase 1. Lineage: Eukaryota; Metazoa; Chordata; Actinopteri; Chaetodontiformes; Chaetodontidae. Gene Ontology annotation, biological process: peptidyl-serine phosphorylation; protein autophosphorylation; intracellular signal transduction. The transcript has 14 exons. Gene Ontology annotation, molecular function: calcium-dependent protein serine/threonine kinase activity; calcium/calmodulin-dependent protein kinase activity; ATP binding. The record is from RefSeq and is a predicted model, not a curated record. Gene Ontology annotation, cellular component: nucleus; cytoplasm. The coding region runs from base 61 to 1518 and encodes 485 amino acids.
UGUGUUUUCCCGCCCUGUUCGUCACCGGCUGUCUGACUGAUGGAUCCCAGCUAGCAAUGGAUGCUUACAUCAGCUGUCAGAGGCUUUGACAGGGGAUUUGGCUGGUUUGGACACAGGGUCCAGUUGGCAGAUAUGGUGAGGCACAGCACGAUGACAGAGUUGCAAGCCUUCCAGCAUUCUCUACAGGGUAACUCCCUGGCUGUGGGCCCAGUGGGGCAGAGCUGUGGGGGAAUGCAGGGUGGGAUUGCUUCAGAGGAGAGACAGCACCUUUCCCAAGGUCCAGCAGAAAUUGAGAAAAGCCAGCCAGUGAACAUCCCGGAUGCAGCUAAAAGAAAGAAGAAGAAAAGGACGAGAGCAACAGACAGCUCCACAGGCACUUUUGAUGAUCUCUACAAACUGACAGACGAGGUGCUUGGUCAGGGCGCUUAUGCUAAAGUUCAAGGAUGCAUAAGUCUGCAGAAUGGACAGGAGUUUGCUGUGAAGAUCAUAGAAAAGAGUGCAGGACACAGCCGCAGCAGAGUCUUUCGCGAAGUCGAGACUCUCUACCAGUGUCAAGGAAACAGGAACAUUCUGGAAUUGAUCCAGUUCUUUGAAGACAGCUCCUGCUUUUAUUUGGUGUUUGAAAAACUGCGCGGAGGCUCCAUUCUGACGCACAUCCAGAACCGAAAGCACUUCGAUGAGCUGGAGGCCAGUAAGGUGGUCCGGGACAUUGCCCAAGCUCUUGACUUCCUGCACACAAAAGGCAUUGCCCACAGAGACCUGAAGCUGGAAAACAUCCUGUGUGAAUACACUGAUCGGGUGUCCCCAGUUAAGAUCUGUGAUUUUGACUUGGGAAGUGGAGUGAAGCUCAGCAGUGCCUGUACGCCCAUAACGACUCCAGAGCUCACCACACCGUGCGGUUCAGCAGAGUACAUGGCUCCAGAAGUAGUGGAGGUGUUCACCGAUGAGGCCUCCUUCUACGACAAGCGGUGUGACCUUUGGAGUCUUGGGGUCAUCCUCUACAUCCUGCUGAGCGGCAGCCCCCCUUUCACAGGCCACUGUGGCACCGACUGCGGCUGGGAUCGGGGAGAAACCUGCAGGACCUGCCAGAGUCACCUGUUUGAGAGCAUCCAGCAGGGCAAGUAUGAAUUUCCAGAGAGGGACUGGGCUCACAUCACAGAGGGGGCCAAGGACCUCAUAUCCAAGCUGCUUGUUCGGGAUGCAACUCUGCGCCUCAGUGCUGCUCAGGUCCUCAAGCACCCUUGGGUGCAGGGGAACGCUCCAGAGAGAGGUCUUCCAACUCCUCAUGUUUUACAGAGGAACAGCAGCACCAAAGAUCUGACCCAGUUUGCAGCAGAGGCCAUCGCCUUUAACCGGCAGCUAUCUCAGCACGACGAGCAGCAGGAGGAUGUCGGAGCCAUCGUUUGCUCCAUGAGGCUUUCUCCUCCUUCCAACUCCAGACUGGCCCGCAGACGGGCGCAGUCCAAUGCCCUGCGCACCAGGGACUUCACACCUGCACUGGACGACCUCGCAGCCUGAAGGCCCAGUACCAAGUCCCCUCGUCAUUGUUUUUAACCUCUGUGUGUUUGUGUGUGUGUUUGUGUGUGUGUGUGCGUGUGCGUGUGCGAGCCUCGUAGGAUCAGUCACAGUCUCAGAAAUGACUGUUCUGUUCUUGGUGUUGAAGCUCUUUCUCAUGGCCAGUAAUCUUCUCACUUGGACAGGGUUUGAGCACCAAGGGCACAGCUAAUCCUCGGCUACCGCCUCCUAAUUGAAACCAUAGUUGAAACUCCUGAGAUCUGUCCAGGAAUUGUUUUAAGCUGCCUGAGUUUUAAACGAGAACUGUGUCAUUUGAGAAAAGCUUUGGGUUUAUUUUCACAGUUCGCCAAUUUAUUUAUUUUCUAGUCAAUGUUGAUGAAAACAUUUCCGGUGACACCAAUGCAGCAGGAACCGCUCUUAAUGCCAGCAGUUGAUAUUAAAUAUCUAAUCAGUACAUAUCAUUAUCAACACAGCAUUACAUAUGUGCAGCACAGCUUUGCAGCUGUUUCUGUCUGAAUGCAAUAUUAUCUGAUUUUGAUAUAUUUUAUUUUUCUUGUCCAACUGUGAAUUGGUUAAUAUUCUAUUUAAGUGCUACUCAGUUACUGGAGGAAAGGGAUGAGUUCUCACUUAUUUUUUGCCUUUUUUUUAAGCACGUCAGUGUAUGUGAUUUGAAGUGUGUGGAUGUAUGUGAGUUAAAUGAUAAGAAUGGACUACACUUAAAGGAGAAGGUCCAUUUCAGGAGAUGGGCCUUUCUCCAGUUCACUUACUGAAGUCGUUCUUGUGGAGGCUGAGUGAAACUUACAGAAAGUGCAGGAAUAACGUGAAUGGAUGUUGAAGUCGGAAAGACCCUUUGAUCAAAUAGUUUUGUAUUUCUUAUCAUUUCACAAGCUACCUGUAGCACUGAUGUACUUUAAAACAAGUCACUUACUUUCUUUCUCAAAGGGAGAAUGAUGCAUCACAAAAGAUCGGUUUGGUCCAACAAUGUGAAUUUGACAUCUACAGAAGUAUUUAUCUUUCAAGGGUUUUUUUUUUAAACAACUUUGUAUCCUCAUUAGAGGCCAACAUUACCUCAGACUUUUUUUUGCACCACACCUUUGCAUGUUUUGUACUGUACAAACGUAACACCAUCCCAAAAAGACCUGCUUAGCUUCUUAUUGUCUUACUGAUUUGAUCUCUUAGAGUGUUUUUAGUCUGAUUGGCUUGUUUUUGGUUGUGUGUAGUUACUGAGGCUUACAGGGGAUUUGUGAAUAGCUGAUAGUUACACUUCGUAGUAAGAAGGAUUCCAGACUGGGGCUGAAUUAUUUUUAUACAAGCAUUUGUAUGUCGUUCAGUUUUGUAUUUUUGGUUCUGAAUGUGCCAGUGGAACGAAUGAUGGACUGAUCAUACUAAGACAUCUCAAGUUCAAUUUGCUUUUAAUUAAAAAAGAAAGAAAAAAGGAUUUAAAAUGUUUUUAUCUGUUUUAUUCUUUGAGGACCCUGUCUAUGUUUGAAUGGGGUCAACGCCGGCAGCCCAUCACUUAUUUCACCUAACCUUUUAACUCUAUGCGCUGCCCGCCAAACGACUCGUCCCCUCAUUUUACACUGUUGCCAUAGACACCACAUCCCUAUAGCAACAAAGGGCCCUCAGAGGCUGGCAGGAAUUGACAGAGACACAUUAGGAAACAUCCACUUGCUAUGUUAAAGCCUUCCUAAUGCAUUAGGAAUCAUAACGAACUUGUUUCCUCCACCAAGUGAGAUACAGUAAUUGGUGUGCAAUUAUGGGGUCACACUGAAAUUUCUCCAAGGUCAUAUUGGAUCCUAUGCAUAAUGCUCUCAGUGCAGAGUGUAUGUUCAUUGGUAUGCUGUGUUCCCAAUAAAAAGAU